GCGCCAUAGUAGAGAAAUCGUUCAAACAACAAUCGUUCGUUGUCAAAAAGUUAUGAAUUUUUAUUAUCGAUCACUCGGCAAAGCGGUUGGCCGGGGGUGUAACGGGGGCCGCGAAACGUUUCGUCUGAUCGUUCUCGCGGGUGAUUCUGAACGGUGGCAACAAGCCCCGAGUGUUAGGGGCCUCGUUUCAAAGUUUCUGUUUGGCGCCUCGCGCGGCAGCAUAACGUCCGUGCCGGCCGCCAUGUUGUAAUACUGGUGUUGUCAGGCAUCAUGGGUUAACACGGGUAAAGUACGUAGCGGGCAUUUUUACGUGUGCAUAGGUGUUUUUUGGGUCGGUGUCGACGCGUUUUCGCGCUCAGGUUGUCGUCCGUACCGGGGCCCGUUCCGUUGAGCAGAGUUUGCGGGCCGCGGGUGCCGCGUUCCUGCGCAUUUAUACCUACGAUCGGUCGGUCCGUUCGUCCGAGUGAGUGCAACGUCUUGCUAACGCAGGGAGUCGUCUACUGACCGCGAGGUCCCGAGCAUCAUCCCCAGUGUGCGGGAGGUGAACAAUAACGACGUCGCCGGGGUCGUCCCGAUGUCCUCGUACUGCGUCAAUGUUUUCCAGUGACACGUGCAGUGUGGGAGAUACACCUGGGGGUUUUGAGCUACUAUGGCCAAAAUUCUUGGUAAGGAUCCCGUUACAUACGCCAAGGAACGGGACGGUUUCCUCAGGGAGCUGCACCACUUCCAUGAGAGUCGGGGGACUCCAUUUCGUCGGGCGCCCAUUUUAAGCGGCCACGAGAUCGACUUGUACCUCCUCUACUCCCUCGUCACCGAACAAGGAGGAUGGAUCAAGGUGAAUUCAAAAAAUGGUUGGCACGAACUGUACGAGCACUUUCGCGUACCCGGAAAGUGCGUCAACGGGAGCGUCGCCUUGAAGCAGAUCUAUCUGAGGUAUUUGGAUCGGUGGGAGAAGGUGCACUAUUUAGGCGAGGAAGCCGAUAGGGGUAGCGACGACGAUGAAGAGAGCCGCCACAAGCGCUGGUCCGCUAGGGCUCUUCAUUCUGUACCGUUGACGUACAACUAUAGUCAACACAACAUCACUGAAUCAACUAGAGAUUACAACCACCUCUCAACAGACCUCUACAAAGCAUCAGACUACGACCGUUUAGCUCUAUCGCUUCUGUCGCCAUUGCCCAAUGAACAAGAUUUUGCAAUAAACGUAUGCACUCUUCUGUCAAACGAUGGAAAACACACCUUAAAAAUUGAAAGACAUCCUCGGAUAGUUGAUUACCUGGUGGCUCACGCUGGAGUUUUCAGUCACCCUUCUAUGCGGGCGGUUUUCGAGGAUUCUUACAACAAAGUCCGAAGGCAUCCGAUAAACACUUUCUGGAACGAAGUGAUCGAAUCGGAAGAAUUUUUGGAUCUCACCAAUGAGAAAAAAUAUUCAUGUUCGGAAACCGUUCGUGCUGUGGCCACGGGAGGUAUCGAACCCGGCAUUCCCCUCAGUGACGUACCUGCCGAAUCCGACGAGAAAGUGGUCGCGACGGAAGUGCAAAGGACACCAUCGAGCGGCAAUAGUAACUUAGAAAAUGUGAUAAGUGAUUUCUAUGAGUGUUGUAGUGAUAGUGACCUAAAUGAUGAAAGGUUUAAGUUAAGGUUAGGGCCUACGGACAGUGAAUUGUUUUCGUUAGGCAGGAAUCUUGGAACGAGAGAUUAUAUCGGUCAACGAGUUUUGCAGGUCGCGACAAUAUUAAGGAACUUGUCGUUUAUCGAUGAGAACGUUCCCAUUUUAUCGAACAAUCGGACUUUUGUGCGUUUUAUGUUGUUGUGUUUGUGUUCCAGAUGGGGUCCGCUACAGAACCUCGGUUUUGAUAUGUUAGGCAACAUUUCAUCCGAGUUUCAAGUAAAAGACCCCCAAAACGACCGUCUAGCCACUCAUCUCCUCAAAAUCGUCACCGUCGGUUUAAAAAGCGAAGAUCGCAGUUCCUGCAUAUCGUGUUUAGACGCACUCAAUAAACUCAGUCAAAACGAAUUGAACGAAGACUCUUUAACGCGCGCUUUGGAAAGCUUAGUUUACGAACGUGUGUGUACCUUCUUGACGAUCCACGACGUCAUGCUUCUCAUAUAUACUUUGGAGUGUUUGUACUCUCUAUCUUCUCUCGGUGAACGUGCGUGCAACUACAUAGUCAAUAAUCACGGUGUCGUUGACACUCUUGUGUCUUUGGUCACAGUUGAAGGUAAAAGUUAUGGCCCUAAAGCCUGUAUUGGUAUGAAACUUGUUGAAACCGUUCCCGGUGGAUCUUUAGCUACCCAACCGGGUGCUACAUCUACGGUUACUAACGUUUCUGGUACAUCAUCGUCCAUUCCUGCGUCUAGUGCAAAUACUCCAACAACUGUUGUUAGUUCAAUAUCUACAAAAUCGGGAAAUUUGAGUAAUACACCACAAAGAGUUGUUCAAAUGGCACCACAAAGAUUAAUUACAAUUACCCCAACGUCACAAAGUUCGACGACAACUCCAAUAACAAUACAACCUACGGCUGGAAGUCCUCAAGCAACCCCGGCUAUCACUCCUCAACAAAUGGUACAACAACAACACGCUCAUCAACAAGCUAUUCAAGAAAACGAACAAUUUGCAUUAGCCUGGCUGAGAGCAACUUAUGAACCAAGUAAUAAUGGCCGUGUUGACCACCAAGAAUUAUACAAACAUUACAUAAAUUCCUGUGCGAAAAUUGGGAGGAGAGGAGUGAUAGCUCCGUUACAUUUUCCAAGAUGUGUCCGAUCGGUCUUUGGUGGUACAGUAGGCCCAAAUCCUGUGAAACCAGCGAUGCCAAGCGAUCCCCAAUACUACGACGGCAUUAAGGCGCGCGCGCAGCCGUUAUCGGUAAACGUCCAACAACAACAACCAUCCGUAACCACCACAACCAACACCUCUGUCGCCGUACAAAGUCCUUCCAAAAGUAUCGCGUCAACUGCGAAGCGCAAAGCUUCUACCGUCUCGCUGUCGGUUACGGCCGACUGCUCGGACACGCCCCCCGCGUCUCCUGCCUCACCCAUUCUCAAAGCGCAACUGAGCGCGCCCCCAAAACCCAGAGAGUCGACCGUUACCGUCACCACUACCGCGACCACCACCAAUAUCGUUGUUUCGACCAACACUUCCACCGUUGUACUAACUAACAAGAGCGACCCCAAAAGUCAGGUUAUGGCACACCCCCAUUUAAGUCAGGCUUUACUGGGAACGGGGCAGAACGCGUCUUCUUCUACAGGUGGUAAAGAGUUAGGAACGGGUCAACCAAAUACGUCGCUCAUCAAAAGUUUACUAGCGACUAAGGUAACCACAGAGUGCAUGACUGCAGUAAGCAUGAAGACUGCUACCGACAGCCAAACAGUAACAACACAGGUUGUGGCUAGGCAGCAACAGCAAAGAUUAUUAGCUCAACAAACUCAAACGCCUGAAAAUAAAUUAAACAAAUCGACUCUUAUUGAAACGCCUAAAGGGAUUCGUUUAAAUGGAGCUCGUCAACUUUUCUCAGAUACAGAUACUACAGAAUCUGAUGUGACAUCAACGACUCAAAAUACGACAUCGAAUAUACGAAAAGAACCCCCACAACCACCUCCACCUCCACUGGCACCAUUAAGCAGUCAAAAACCAAAACAUAUGAGAAUAGAAAACGAAGACAGUGAUUCAACGGGUAAUAAUUCGUUGGCUUCGAGUACGGGUUUGGGAAAUAUCGGAAUGGGUGGUGUUUCCAGUACGGAGGAUGGUGAUAAUUCACUAACUAGUUUUGAAGGACUUUUAAAUGGGAUUCCAAGUAUUGAUAAUCCGUUAAAUGACGAUAGUAAUUCCAAAGAUUCGGUGAAAAAUAGUUUGAAAAAACCUCUGAUGUUGGCGGAAUUAUUAGAAAAGAAAGUUGAUAAAGAUACGUUGAUGAUGAAUGGGGUUUUGGGGAAGGAGUUGAGAAAAGGCGAAAAGAGUGUUGAUUUGGUUGAAAAUCACAUAGACAAAAUUUUAAGUAAAGAAAAUAAUUUAAAUGAAGCAAGAGAACAAUGUGGAUUUAUCGAGGAAGAUUCAAAUUGUAUUAACGUAAAAUUGAAUGAGAAUAAAAUAAGCUUAAAAAGAGCAGCUAGCGAUGAUCUUCCUUCAGAACCGGAGGCUAAAAAACCUCUCUUAUUAACUAACGUCAAUGGCAACGCAGAUUCACCCGCUCCAGAUUCCGUAGCCAGCUCAAAUGGUGAUGAUCAACCAACAGAGAAAGUAUCAACGGCAGCAGCUAAAUUAUUUGCUGAUAUGGCCGCUGACAUCCUUGAAGACGAAGACGUUGACGAAUUAAUGCAAGAAGUCCAACAACCAACAACAGUUUCUCCUCCAAUUCCAGUUGAAGAACCAUCAUCCGUUGUAAUAUCGUCUCAAAGCAACGUAAUGUCUCAAACGAGUUCAGUUCCGCAAGUUUUCGUCGAUGGAAACCAGCAAGUAUUAUUAACACAACCAACACGUCAAAUAAUCGUGUCUCAACCCCAACUUAAAACGCAAAGCGGUCAAGUUAUCGUUCAAAAUCCCCAACAACAACGACCAGGACAAAUUAUUCUUCAACAAGCCAAUACUGGUCAAAUUUUAUUGUCUCAAGGGCUUCAAGGACCAGUUCAGUUGGUUGCUAGUUCAACUCAACCAGGUCAAUAUGUCAUCCAAACGAGUGGAACUCAAAAUUAUAUGGUCGCGCAACCCCAAACCGCGAUGGUACAUGGUCAACCCCAAACGGUUUUAGUUGCGCAAACACCACAACAACAAGGAACUAACACAAAAACGAUCAUCAUCCUUCAACAACCAUCGCAACAACAAAAGGUUGUUGUAACUCCUCAAGGACAACAAGUGGUUGUAACUCAGGUUCAAAGGCCAAUUUUACAAUCGUCGAGCGUUAGCAACAAUAAUAAUAAUAAUCAAAGUUCGACGAGCGGUGGUAUUAUUAAAAGUGCUGCUUCGCAAUGUACCUCUACUAUUACAACUACAAUCACAGCGGAGAAAAAGACUGAGGAGAUUAAGGUGUCUCCAAAACCGAAAAUCAUUCGUGAUUUAACGACACCUUUCGUUUGUGAAUGGGGUGAUUGCCAAAUUGAAACGAAAUUUAAAUCAGCAAACCAAGUUUACUUGCACGUUUGUGAAAUGCAUGUUCCAAAAGGUUCCGAGGAAAUUAUGUGCCAGUGGGAUCGAUGUGACAAUAUGAAGAGGAAAAGAUUCUCUCUAAUGACGCAUUUAAAUGACAAACAUUGUAAUACAGAGGCUAUGAGGGCAAGUUUAACUCGUCGGAAACAAGCCCAACAUUCAGGGAAAAGUGAAACAGCUUCGACUUCAGCAGUGGCCCCUCCGCAUCCUGGUUAUGCACCAGAUGCAGCGUUCCACGCGAUUAAACGGCAUGCGUUAGAAUUUGUAAAUCCAAAGGAAUUACAGGGUUCUACUGUAAGUUCUUCUCAACCUCCGCCCAGACCUGGGCCUUCAAUAACUGAACAGGACGACAAUGAGGGACCGGUUACGAAAAGCAUCCGUCUAACAGCCUCUCUCAUACUUAGGAAUCUCGUAAUAUACAGCAGUAAUUGCAGGAGGUACUUAAAGCAUUAUGAACCGCAUUUGGCGAAUGUAGCCUUAAGUAACGUGGAAUCAUCGAGGACGAUAGCGCAAGUUUUGUACGAUAUGAACGACGUCUCGUCGAGCCACAGGUGACCAAGACGCGACCACAAGUGCGUUCGUUUUUGGGACAUUCAGUGAAAAAGAGUAUAAAAUAAAACUUGGCUAAUGAACGAUUAUUUUGACGGUGGAAAAAAGAAAAUAGGACUUAAGGAAUGUGUUGUAUAAAAAAAAACGAAGUAAUAAGUGGCCGUGUACAAAUCGAUAUAUGAAUAGGUGUAAGAGCCUAAUUGUUAUUUUUAUAUUAUUUACUAGUGUGUAAAACGUAAUUGCUUCGAAAUCUAAAUCUAAGUAGCUCGGUUUUGAUGAGGAGAGAAAGGUUUUAAGGUGAUGAAAGAUGAUAAUGAGAAUGACAUAAUAAUGAUGGGUGAGAGGAAGAUGACGGAGUACAGUUUUUUUGUGUUUUUUUUAUAUGCAGUCCAAUGAAAUCUGUAUAUAAAAAAAUAUGUUGUAAUCGUGAAAAAACUGUGCAAUUUAUUUUGGAAUAUAUUUAUUAAAAACACCAUCCCUAUAGCAAAAAAAGGAAAUAAUGAAACGAGGUUUUGUUACUGUCCAACGUUUCUUGUGAUAUACAAGCACACGGUUUGUUUAUUAUUAUUAUUUUUUCGUUUAUUCGUUUAUUCUCUUUUUUUAUAAUUUUCUCAGCAGUAUUAAGCGGAAAGGUUUCGAGAAAGGGGCUCGAGAAUCUCUAGUUUGUAAUUUAAAAACGAUUUUAUAGCAAAGCAAGCAAAGCAGACUGAUUUACUACAAUCCUCGUGGACGCGAACGGAAGUGAGUUUUAAAAAACUAAAUAAGUUUCAUGUGUUUUAGCAUAUCCAACUCUACUUACCACUUUAAAAAAAGAGGAGAGAGUAUGAAACUAAAAGAUAUAAAAAAUUACACAACAUAACACACACAUACACACAGACACAUUGUAAAACUGUUUACAAACGUGUAAAAGAAUAAAAGCUGCAUUUAAUGUCCAAGUUUGGUCCUUUCUCGUGUUUGUUUUCAGGUAUUCAUUUAUAUUUUGAAAAAAAAACUUUACCUUUUAAAAAAAAAGUAAAAGAAACGACGUCUUACGUGUCGCCGUUUUCUUUUUUUUAUUUUGUCUUUUUUUCGAGCGCUCGCAAUAGGUCUUAAGGGUCGUUGGCCGCACGCAUGAAGAAAUUAACCCCUUUAUUCCUAAGAGUAACUAUUUUUAAUCGCCACGGGGACGUUUCUUCAAACUGGCGGUCGCACACCUCGUAAAUUGUAGCAGUUAUGUAUCAUAGAUCAUCGUAUAUUUAAUCCAUUAUUGUUUAGUUAUUUACAAAUCAUUUUUUAUCGAUGUUAAUAAAACUUUUGUCCAAAGUUGAUAUACUACUACUACA
Molecule: messenger RNA, 7008 nt
Organism: Onthophagus taurus
Lineage: Eukaryota; Metazoa; Arthropoda; Insecta; Coleoptera; Scarabaeidae
Gene: Bap170
Product: Brahma associated protein 170kD
Biological process (GO): regulation of DNA-templated transcription
Cellular component (GO): SWI/SNF superfamily-type complex
Molecular function (GO): DNA binding
Source: RefSeq, a predicted model, not a curated record